UAUAUAUCAUAGGUUAGAAAAGUCAGCAUGUGUUGGAGUCACCGGCAGCGGCUCCACUUGUCAAAGUAAGAACAAGACAAUCACCUGCUCGGGCUCAGAAGUUCGCAGACUGAGAAGUCCGUGAAGGGAUGUGUUUUUUAUUUUUUUAAUUUAACCCGUGAGCCGCCGAAACGCCGACGUUUGAAGUUUGUAGCGCGUGCGAGCGCUUUGACUGAGCGCAACGGUCCAGCCUGCGUCGCUGCUGAUUAUUUUUAAUUGUACCGCUCUCAUUCAGCUGGACGCAGCAGCGGAUACUUAUGACAUUACGCACAGAGCGAGAACGGGGCUGCAAAUGGGCGGCAUAGGUGGCGACCUUUACCUCAGCAUGUUGAAUGGCACCGAAACGCAAACUUUCGGAAAGAGCACCGACCUCAGCAGCCACCUCCACCGCGGGGGCAAGGAUCUAGCGGAGCUGAAAAUGGGGAUCCAGGACACGAGGUUCUACUACCCGGACUCGGUCCAGAGCGCGCAGGACGCCCUGGCUCUGCAGUACCACUCGGACCAGACGGUGGGGGGGUUCGGCGCGCAGCCCGGCCGCUUUUACGCGCAGACCCUCGGCAACUGCCCGUACGGCGGCGUGCGGUCGCCGCCGAGGAGCGGAGCCCCCCAGGGCUACAUUUCGACGGCGGGAGACGGGUUUCACAGCGGCGGUAAAGACGUCUACUCCCCGUCCCCGGACGGUUUCCCUGGGAGCUUCCAGCACGGCUACCAGCGGCCGUCGCUCUACCCUCUACCUGGGCUACAGGUGUGCGGCAAGACGCAGGCUCUGCUCAAUAACUACCCGCUGUGGGCCAAGUUCCACAAGUUCCAAACCGAGAUGAUCAUCACCAAACAGGGGCGGAGAAUGUUCCCUUUUCUGAGCUUCAACAUGAGCGUUCUGGACCCGUCUGCUCACUACAACGUGUACGUGGACGUGGUUCUGGCCGAUCAGCACCACUGGAGGUACCAGGGCGGGAAGUGGGUCCAGUGCGGCAAAGCAGAGGGAAACAUGCCAGGGAACCGGAUGUACAUGCACCCGGACUCGCCCAACACCGGGGCCCACUGGAUGCGGCAGGAGGUGUCCUUCAGCAAGCUCAAGCUCACCAACAACAAGGGCAGCACCAACAACGUGGCGCAGAUGAUCGUGCUGCAGUCGCUGCACAAGUACCAGCCUCGUCUCCACAUCGUGGAGGUGAAGGAGGACGGCUCCGAGGACCCCUUCCUCUCGUCCAAAGCGCAGACUUUCGUCUUCCCAGAGACCCAGUUCAUCGCCGUCACCGCCUACCAGAACGCAGACAUCACUCAGCUGAAAAUAGACCAUAACCCCUUCGCGAAAGGUUUCCGUGACAACUACGACACGCUGUACGCUCCUCCCGACUCUGAUCGCCUCACCCCCUCCCCUACAGAGAGCCAGCAGCUGCUGCCAGGGAGCUGCUACCCCCAGAGCUACCUCCCCGAGCAGUACAUGAGUCCGCUGCCUCAGAGCCGCUUCUACAGCCGCGAGCCCAUCGCCGUGGGCCAGCAGCACAAAGACUCGCCCUGCAGCCCCGGCCCCCACAGCCGCUGGUACCUGCCGCCUCAGCAGAGCGUGGCCCCCAAUCGCCUCGAGUUCACGUCCACCUACGACGGGGACUUCUCCGGGAACGGGUUCUACAAGCCCUUCCCCCUGCAGACGUCCACGCACCACGCCCUCGGCUACUACCCCGAGCAUCCCUUCGCAUCCACCAGCGUGUCCGUAUCAGGGGCCCCCUCAGGAGGCUGGAGCACCAACAGGCCGACCCCCCAGUACCUCAGCCACCCCAACAAAGCUGGGCCCAGUCUGGGCUGGUUCAGACCCAUAUCAUCCUCUUCGUCCUCCUCCUCUUCCUCCAUGUCCCCCGGCAACCCCCGGCUGCACCCCCCCUCGCUGCUGGAGCCGCUGCAGGAAAAGACCAAAGACACGGUGGGGGUGGUGGGGGAGGACCCCUGGCUGGAGCCGCCCUCCGUCAAGUCGGCGGACUCCGCAGACUCGGGCCUGUUCGAGGGCAGCGUCGGGGACGGCAAGAGGAGGCGUGUGUCGCCCUACACGUCCAGCACGGAGAACUCCCCGCCCCCACGCGGCGGCGGCGGCGACGUGUGCGAGAAGGACAGCGACGCAGACUAUUACGGCUACUACGCCCACUGAAGGCCUCGCGCCUCCGCGGGGGGAGGGGGGGUCUCCGCCCCAGGUCACAGCGCGGCCGACGCCUCCACGACGUGUCAGUGUCAAACUAUUACAGGAGCAACUUUCAAGGUUACUGUCAAAGUUACUGUUGAACACGAGCGGAUGUGACUCGGACGCUGCCCUUGAGUCACACAGACACCAAACAAACACGCAGACCUGUGACUUGGGCCUUUGAAACAUCUGGAGACUUGAAAACAAACAUCUGCAUAUCUGCCCGCUGACAGACGCCUGCAGGGAUUGUCUGUUCUUUCUGCGUCAAACGCUCCCUUUGUCUCUUCUCUGUCUCUUCCUUCUCACACAUGCACUCGCUCGCCUUCAUUUCCCUCCAUCACUGUGAACUGAAAUUACAGAUUGAUUUAGCGCCCACUAGAGGUGAGAGGAGGCAGCGGGUCUGAGUGGAGCCUCAUAUAAAAGGGAGCGGAGUGCUGAUGUGAGGAACCCCUUGUUUGUAAUAAUGUGUGUGUAAAUCCACAGAACCAGCAGCGAUGCAGCAUAUCUCAACAGGACAAAUACCCACUUUAGUAUGAAGAUGGGUCAGAGUUUACACGCGAUACUUUUUAAAUUAUUAUAGACAAUAACAGAAAAUCAUUAAAAUGGUAGAUGGAACUAACAGGGUUAUAACUAAAAUAAUUAAGUAAGAAAGUGAUCAGCCCCGAACUGGAGUUUUCCCAGUUGUCAUGGAAACGAUCUGGUUCUACUCACAUCUGGAAAUCGUUUAUUUAUUUAUUUAUUUAUUUGCUUUUUUUCCAGGGGCAAUUUACGUUCGUCUGCAUCAGUGUAAUUGUCCCAGCGACGCAUUUUCAGGAGAGCAGAUGUUACACGAGCUCCUUUCGUGGCGUUUACCUCAGCUGGGUGUUCUGAGAAAUAACGACGAUCAUAUCAGUUUGUCCAAAAACAACAGGGAAGGCGUUUUACCUGGACGAUCGUCUGGUUCGUCUAACGUAAAGCUGUAACAUACAGCAUCAGGCAAAAUCAAGGUCAGCUCCCUAAUGAUGAGGUGAAAAAAGCUCAGUCAAUAGACAAAUAAAGCGCAGGAUCGAUACAAGCAUCAGCUGGAAAACAGUAUUGGCUUCAGGACACGUGGCAGCGUCAAACCCGUUGCAGUGUUCACAUCAGCGGCUCGCUUUCCCACUUAAAAGUGGGUCAUGCAUCACAGAACCCUCACCUGCACGUGAACGGACGACCUGUCACGUCCGGACGACAGCCACCAGGAAGCGGCGGACGGACAGACACGCUGAAUUUCCCCCCCAGUCGUCGGGCCUAUCAUGCGGUGACACCGGCUGACAGAGGCCCGGCUCCGGCCCGGUGACAGGAAUGAGGAGUGAGGCCGCAGUCGGCGCUGAUCAGAGAUCUGCUCCUCAUUCCUCACCAGGUGUGUUAAUGGCCUCAGACAAGCCCGGCGGCGACAGACAGGUGCCCGGGCUGCUCAGGUCUGCUGUUGGGAACGGACGCGCUCAUUACUCACGUGUCUCUAACGGUAAACACACGACGAGGCGAGCGUGAAACGUUUGGCUUUGUUUCUAUUUGCGGAAGUGCGGUGCUGAUUUUACGCAACUAUUGCAAAAGGACUGAGCCCAAUAUAGACAAUCACAAACACACGUCGGUGAUGCGAUUUAAAUGUGAAAAUUAAAAGGACUUAAUCUUAUGUUGGGAAUGAAAACGUCCACCGGGGCUCGUGGGCGGCAGGUGAGGUGAACAGUGGGCGGUUCCUGUUUCAAGUGCAAUUAAACGAAAGACGGCGUCGCGGGCGAGCGAGGAGGUCACGUGCGUGUUUAACGAGCCGUGCAGCUGCGUCACAGACGCCUCAGGAACGACCCCUGCUGGUUCGUGUCCGCUCCUGCAGCCACUAGAACCCACGCUUCCCUUCAGAGCGUCCCUCGGUGAGACUGCAUUAUUACUGUAUGAUAUGAAGCACGAGGCAGGAGAAGCAGCGUGGUAUUUUGUGUGUGCGCCGUUUAGUCAAGGGAAGAACAGUCCUCCUUUGAAGAGCUUAUACAUUGCAAUGCAGAAACAGAAGAUUUUGGAAAGGGAAAAGUGUUAUUUAUUAAUACUGGCUUAACUGUGUAAUGUAUUAUUGUUUUUUUAUUCAUGAAAUUAAAGCUUACAAGAUAAUGUCCCCA
Messenger RNA from Betta splendens (Siamese fighting fish), 4341 nucleotides. RefSeq names its product T-box transcription factor 21 (gene tbx21). Gene Ontology annotation, molecular function: RNA polymerase II cis-regulatory region sequence-specific DNA binding; DNA-binding transcription factor activity, RNA polymerase II-specific. Gene Ontology annotation, biological process: cell fate specification; lymphocyte migration; positive regulation of DNA-templated transcription. NCBI's taxonomy places the organism in Eukaryota, Metazoa, Chordata, Actinopteri, Anabantiformes, Osphronemidae. Gene Ontology annotation, cellular component: nucleus. The transcript is spliced from 6 exons. The record is from RefSeq and is a predicted model, not a curated record. Bases 332 to 2182 code for a protein of 616 amino acids.